AUGCGCGUCGCAUCCUUGCUCCUGCUCGCCGUCCUCCUUCUGCAGGUCGAGGCCCGCAAGAAGGACAAAAACCUCAAGGUAUCAUCUUCUCUCGAAAACUUGGUGCUGAAAAAAAUGUCUUCACAUUUUUCUCUGAAUCUAGUUGUUCCGCGUCGCUGAAGCUCGUUUUAUGCCGCAAAUUUUCGUUUUGAAAUACUCAGAAUGAGUUUCUCAAGAGAAACAGGGACCUUUUUUUAAUUUUUUUAAAACCUUUUUACAAAACUUAUUUUUUUCUGAAACGACUUUUUGAGUUAUAAAUUUUGUGCCGAAGCCGCUCGAUCAUUUUUUUCCGUUUCUAAACGUUCAGUUUUUCAAGAGAACCGUCGAAAUUUUUUUCCAAAAAAAUUUUUCGGGACUUAUAACGGCGAAUUUUCCUGAAAACCCACAUUUCCUAUGAUAAAACGUUUUGCAAAAUCGAUUUCGUUUAUAUUUCCUUUUCAAUAGGCUCAUCGUGUAUAAAAAUACAUUCAAGCUAUUCUAAAAGUUCGAAACAUUAUUUAUCGCUAUAUUUCCAUCCCGUAAAUGCACAAGAAUCGGCUCUCACUGUCGCGCCCCUUUGCAAUAAGCCGCGCCCCCCUUGCAUUUAGUCACCACAUCCGCCCCCUUUUUGGCAAUGUACCCCAGAAAAAUAUUCAGUGAGGCUAAUCCCCAUUUCAUAAAAAUUUUUAUGUUGGCCGAUUAUUUUUAAACUUUGUAGCGAUAUUCAUCACUCUAUUUUUUUCCUGCAGUAAAUCUCAAAAAUAUGAAUUGUUGUAAUUAAAGAUUCUUCAAAAAAGUUUUGCUGCCUUUUCAAAAUAUUUUUUCAAACAAGAAAUCUUUCUGUGCCGGAAUGAAGCAAUCUUUGGCGACGCAAGGCAGGAAAUCCUUCAAUUCUCCACAAAUGCGACUAACUGAAAAAAAGUGCAAGGAUUUCUUUAUAGAUUUUAGGAAAUUCUGCGGAAUUUGGAAUGAAAAAAACUUUUAUUAACGAGAAAUAAACUUUUCGAAAAAAAGAAGUCAAAUUCUAUUUGAACAAAUAUUAACAAUAUGACAUUCAUAAUUCACUUAUAAUGGCGUUUUUCAAUGUAAUUUCCGCGAAGUUCAAAGUUGUCUCUGGCUUUCCAAAGUUUAUUUAUUUAUUUUCUUUCUCUGACGACCUUUUGAAAUUCGCGGAAUCACUUUGAACACGUCAUUAGGCUCACAAAUUAGGAACAUUUUUUCUAGAUUUUUAAAAAAAAUUUGAACUACAAGACUCAGUCAGAAUAGAAUUUGAAUAUUUUGAGAAAUUCACUACGACUUCAUGUGAAAACAUGUUUGUAUUACUCUUUGAAAAACCAAAAAUACACUCUGUUGAAACAUUUCUCCGGCACUAGACAUAUUUUAUUCACUUAUUCCAGGUUACCGUAGCGGAUGAGGUCCCUCCUCCGAAAAAAGCGGCGAAAGCAGACAAGAAAAGCUCUGCCAGAGCUGCCUCACCGCCGCCUCCACCGCCCAAAAAUGUCAGUUGGUUCGAAAUUUCGAUGACAUUGCUUCUCAGGUGCAACAACAUCACGUUGACGACGACAACUCGAUAGACGACGUCGACGAGGAUCGAAUCGACGAGAUUCUACGCGACGCCACCAAGAACCUUGUCAUUUUCUUGUGUUGGUUUUUUUUUUCGCAACCUGUUUACAUUCUAUGCACAGUCUGGUUUUAUGGCUUUUUAUUGUGCGUUCGAAGCUACGUUAAGAGAUUUGAAAAAAACGCGGCGGUAAAGUAAUCACUUAAGGACACCUGCAUCCCUAAAGAAAACCCUUGAAUCUAAUUCACUGCGCGAGUAAAAUCAGCUCCGACCUUUAGAACCCCAUAGUGGUCCCUAUAGGGAUUAAGGCGAAAAACAGCCCCUAAGAGAAAGUGGUCCCUGUAGGGGUAAAAUCAAGGUGCUCUUUAUGGAGAUUGAGGGUCUGAAUCCUUAGCCCCUAAAGCUUAAGUGGUCCCUAUAGGGGUCUUUCAAUAAUUCAAAAAACGCUUAUUUUUUUAGUUUUCCGCAUGGAAAUGCUUUUUCGCAUAGAGUACAUGAAAAACCUGUAGGAAAAAAAAUUCUAUCUGAAACCCCUAUAAGGAUCACUUUUUCAAGCUUUAGGGGCUGAUAAAGUGGUCAGUAGAGGGAGCCCUCCAAUGGCCCCUAUAGCUGCCCCUUUAGGGACCACUCUGGAAUUCCUGAGGCGGCAUUACCUUUCCUCGGCGGCGACAUGUGAAUCCUAAAAAACAUGAAUUUUCAAAUAACGUUCAUAUUUUUUCAUUCCAAGUCAAGGUAAUUCAUACGAAGCUUUUUGUACUCUACAAAAAAAAAAAUGAAAAAACAAACUUCAGACGAUGGAAAAGUCCCGUGUCCAACGUGUGCUGAAGCUCUGUCGGAGGUGGAAGAGAUCGACGACGACAUCGAAGCGACCGGCUACGUGCAAGUCGUCAAGACAGACGACCGUGCCGUGGCGCGAGAACUCGGCAUCAACACGUUCCCUGCCCUUGUCUACUUCCGUCGCAAGAACCCCAUCCUCUACGACGGUAUGUUGAACUCGGCGCUGGGGUUUAUCAAACCUAGAGUAUUCCAGGAGACUUCAAAGACUCGGAAACGGUGCUCCGCUGGCUGCGCUCCCACGACGAAGUCGCCACUCUCGACCUGACCGACGACAACUUUGAGACAAGGUCUAACUAGAAAAAUUUCCUUGAAAAUCAAGGGAUCUUCAGAACAGACUCGCAUUCACCAGAUGAAGGGGCUCUCGACUGGUUUGUCAUGUUGUGAGUAGUGAGUCGGGGAAACUCUUAUAAUUGGUUCUUUUGAAGCUACGACGCGGACGAAGGAUCGUGCAACUCGUUCAUUCCGCUCUGGGAGACCGUUGCUCACAAGUUUGUUCAACAUAGUUCAUGUGGCAAAAAAAAACAUAUGGUUUUUUAUAAUCACCAACUUCCAAAUUAACUUGCUCGUCCAAUUUCCCUUCCUUCAUAGGCAAAACCGGAAGGACCCUUUACGGGCCCUUUGAGCGGCCGUUAUGGUUACAAAAUGGUUCCUAAACGGAUGGCAACGGUUUCCUUUUUACUGCCUUUUUGCGCCCUUUCAUCAGUCUCAUUCUACCCUUUUUGGACUUUUUUGAGAAACACAAAUUUUUGAAUUGAGAAUGAUCUUUGCCAGUGACUGUGUAUGAACCAGAAUGGGCUAUAGUAAUGAAAUCGGAAAUAAUCAAUGACCGAGACUUUCAGUACCCUUUUUCCACCCUUUUUGAGGUUUUUUAGCCCACCAAGAAAGAAAGGCUCGAAAAAGGCCGCAAAACGGGACCCUUCUAGCAGCCAUUUUGCACCCGUUUUCCGCACUUUCGACUUUGGCUUUUAAAUUUCGUCCUCAAUGAAAAUUCGGACCGGUUACAAAAAUCUGAUCGAUGAACAACCCUGAACUGAAAGAUGAAAUACUUCCAAACAAAAUAUACUCGAAAAACUAAAAAUCAGGCUUCGUGGACUCGUAAACGUUGGCAAGGUGGAGACGUCGGUGAACGACGACGUCUCCGAGCGAUUCCACAUCGACGACAAAGACUGCCCGGCAUUCUUGUUGUGGGUUCACGAUUCUGCUCUCCAGAUCGACAAUCCUUCAGGUUCCAUCGCGGCAAGGUCUACCGAUACAAGGAUUCUGCCAAAGACGUCCGUAGUCUCACCAAUUUCGCUUUGCACAAGUACAAAGAGCAGCGAGGUCACAGGUUGGGUUUUUUCCUGAUAAGGGAAUUUUGAGAAGCUGGAUGGUUUCAUGAGAUAUUGCUGACAACAUUAAGGUCCCGAAUAAGAAAAUAAAUGAGCUUAGAAGCUGCAGAGUGGUCCCCAUAGGGACUACCUUAGGGGCCCUUACACGUGUUAGAAGGACCAUUUUACCAACCCCUAUAGGGGCCACCAAAGCUUGCAAAGGUGGUCCCUAUAGGGGUUUUGGUUAGUGGCCCUUAUAAGAAACAUGUUAAAAAGAAACAUUUCCAUGGGAUAAAACUGAAUAAAGAAGCGUUUUUUGAAUGAAAUUGAAGCACCAUUAUAGGGUUUACUUGAGCUUUAGGGGCUAAGAUGUCAUACCCUAAACCCCUAUAGGGACCACCCUGGAAUUCCUAAGUAUAGAUUUUGAACAGCUACACGUUUUUCAUAUUUCAGGGUUCCCGAACCACCGACCGCCAUCGAACACCUAUACGAGUUUACUAAGGAAAAAGUUCUGGAUAUCAUGGUAAUUUUUUUUUUUAAUCAAAUGAGCCUAUUCCUAGCUCCCCACACAAAAAGGUGAAUUUCCAACGAUCUGAUCUAUCUUCACCUUAUCGCUUUAUCUUAAUUUUCCUUUUUCCUAUUCAAUGAAGAUCAGAUCAGAGCAGUGAGAACAACUGUUUGAAGCUGUAGAAGCUCAAGGAGUCUGUGUGUUUUUCUUAGGCUAAACCUUAAAUUUAUCUUUUUUUUUCUGGAAUUAUAAUCUAGAGUGAACUCGUUAUUCAGGACGACAGCCAGAUGAUGUCGGUGAUCGGCGUCGGCGGACUGAUUCUCGUCGUCGCCAUCACUCUCGUCGUCAAAGCCUACCGUAUCCGAGGAGAGAAACCCAAAUCCGCAUAAUUAGGCAUUUUAUAGUUUAUAUACAUAAUUAAGUUGAUAAAAUACCUUUUUUUCUGAUUAUAUCUCGGACAUUGGUGGCGCGAAACGAACGGGGCUUAUCUAGUGACCACUUUAGUAGCGUUAGCACUCUGAAGUGAUCCCUAGAAACACUCAGAAACACCCGGUUUUCGUUACCGAGGUCCGGGUAUAAAUUGGAAUUUUCUUAGUAAUGCUGGUGGUUCAAAUCAUUUUCAUCUGAAAUCUUUUUUCUUUUCUCUUCACAAUCGUAAACCUGAUAAAUGUCUUAGUUUUUUGUUUUUUGUUUCAUCUCGAAAACUGCCAGAAUUUCUUGUGGAAGACAUUUUCUGUUCACGGAAAUCUUAUUUCUUGCCCCAUGUUUGCCUUUCUUCUAUUUUUCUCCCCACACUAGACACUUUUUUGUUUUGCCGGUGUUAUCUUAUUUUUUGACUCAGCAGCAAAUUUAAUGAAGUAUGUGUGCAUGAACUUUGUUCGAUAGCCUUAUUUUCGGAAAAUAUCGAAUUUCCUAACUUUUUAGCUAAUGAGAAUAACUUGAAAAUUAUUAUUAGAGCCUUUUUUUUGCUGCUCUUUAUUGUCAUACAACAACUUGUUUAAAAAUUUUUGUUUUGAAUAAAUUCAUAUCCCGUUUAAUUUUAUUCAUAACUACCAAUAAAACAUGUUGAAAUAAGUAUUUUUCUCUCAAAUUUUUUUCUGAUUCUCUGACAAGAAUUAAACGAGAAUUCUGAUUUUUUUAAAAGCAGAACUAGCGAAAGGAGUUUUCAUAUUUUAUAGUCUUCAUGGUUUACUGUCCAAGGAGUAAAACCUGAAGCAAUAAAGAGUUUUUUUUUAAAGCCAGAAGAUCCUAGUAAGUGUUGUCUUCGAAAAAAACUGAAUAGUAAAAAAAAUUAAAACGAAACGAAAAUGAAAAUAAAAAAGAAAAUUGAAAAGGACACGUGGUUGAAGUUCGCCCCACCGCUCUUUUAUGGCGUUAGUUUAGUUGUUUGCGUAUAAGACGCAGUAAUUGACGACAAUUUUUGUACUUGUAAUUUUUGUAAUUUUUGCAAUGUAUAAUUUUUCGUAUUUUCUAUGCAUAGAUUUAUGGCGUGUUCAUAGGAAAAACGGAACAUGCUUCAAAAAAAAAAAUCGUGUUCAUCCGCGCGCCAAAGUUGCUCCAAAACAGUUCGGAUUUUUUUUUUGGGGCGAUUUUUUCCGUUUCGAAGCGAUUUUCGUUUGUCCAAUGAACUCGCCAUUAGUAAUUUACAGUAUUGUUCUGCGCCUACAUAGAAUUUUUCCUGAGUCAUUUGUAGAAUUUUUUGAAGGUCCUACCAAAAAAUCGCAAAAAAUAAAAACCGCUUUUAAUGAGUGACUCAUAAAUUGGCAAUGAAGGUCUAUCACAAUUAAUUACCACAAAGUUGGGGUCAGGUGCUAAAAAACAGCGAGCGGAGACGUCCCGAAUCUUUUCUUGUUUUAACAUCUGGUCUUUCUUUUUUUUUUAAUUUCCGAUAUAUCGCGAUAUUUCCAUACUUUUAUCUGUUAAUGUUUUUGUUUAGGGAUCGUCCCGGCCCUUCAUGCUCUCGCGUUUUGUUUGGCGGUAGAAUCUGUACACUGCUGAACACUAGCGCUCAAAAGACGCCACGAAAACGCGCCCUCUGAGAAUUGUUUGCGCCGUCAAGAACUAGUUAGAGGUUGGUUUUUUAUGUACUGAUUUAAAUUUCUGGUAUCAUGGACAUAUCAUAUUUCAAUUCUUUUGAAUCUCGUUCUGUUUUUUUUUUCAAGACUAUCAAAUUUAAAAUAAGGGAGGUUCACAUUUGAGAUCUUCAGUUAAUUAUGAUCUUGAUUCGAUUGACUUUCAAAAACUUUGUUACUUGCAAGGGCUUUUUUUUCGUUUUGGUGCGAUGCUAUGUCUUCUCGCUUGGCGGCCCCUUAUUGAUUUUUUUAACGAAGGAACGCAGCAUAAGUGCGUUUUUCCUAAAAAAAUAAUUUUUGAGUUCAUUUUUUUCUCUUUCAAUUUUCAUUUCCACUCCAAUUCUAUCAUUUUUUUGAAUCUUUGGAUUAAUCGAAAUUAGUUUUCUUUGAAAAAUUGAGUUGAAACUAACCAUGUUUUUGAAAUUGUUCAAUCCACUCAAGAGGCGCCUAAAAUUUAGUCAACCAUCUAGGAAAGCUCAAAACAUUUUGUAGAUUUUAAAACCGUCGAAUUUUUCAUGAAGAAUUUUAUUGAAUUAGCAUCAAUUUUCUGAGGCUUUGAACCGAAGAGUUUACAAAUUAUUAGACCAUUUUUCUUUUUUUUUUAAUGGAAAUUAGGUUGGACUUGAUUUAUGAGAGUAAUGCAGUAAUUUCCGCGAAAUGCAAAAUUGUCUUUGACUCUCCAAAAUUUAGUUAUCUUUUUCUUUCUCUGACUCUUCUCUUCGCGAACACGGCAUAAAACCAACUUUUGACUGCUUAGAAUUUCCACUCAUUUUAAAAUAUUUCGGAAAAACACUGUUUUUUGGCGUUAUUAAAGUUCUAGUGGAAUUAUAUGUGAAUCGAGGGCUUUAGCGAUCGGGACGUUUCGGUACAGAAGCGUCACUGGCUGUGUAAUGGUCUUGUGCAGUGCACGCGAAACGAUCGAAAAAGAGAAAGUUAGCAAAAGGAAAGGAGACGUAGGAACAGAGGCGGUUAGAGAAACUUCUUAGACCCGACGAGUUCUCUUCUAUCGUAUUCACGUGCCUACAAUUUCUUUUGUGUUCAGCUCAUCGGAUUUGGAAGGAGCUUUUUUUCACUAGUUUGAGUUAGAUCCGGGGAAAAAAAUACCUAGUUUCGUGUGUCCCUUACCUGACAAUUUUCGAAACCGAAAAAAAAAAAUAGAAUAUGAGCUUAUGAAGGAGGCCGUUGCAGUCCAAUUGAGGAACAGAUUUUUUGGACAUUUGAAAAAAAAAACUAUAUAAAUAUUUUUCAAGUCUACAAUGUUUUUAGAACACAUUGUCGAUUCCCAGUUCUAUUUCUAUCCUAUUUCAACGAUUCGCAAAAUCUUUAUCUUUCUGAAAGGCACAAAACCAUAGGCAAAGUAGGAAAAUGUGGAAAGUGCUUCAUAGAUAUGUUCCUUUUUGCUGCCUUUUUGCGCCAUUUCAUCGGCUUUUAUGCAUCAUUUUUGCUGCCUCUCCUUUUUCCUCCUUUCCUUGAGCCUUUGAAGUUCUAGAAAAAAUGUUUUUCUCGAUAAAGGGACUUUUUUGCUGCCUUUUUUGAGCUGCUCCCUUUUAGCUGCCAUUAUCCACCAUUCCGACUUUGCCCGAGACAUUAACGACUCUAAUUUUCAUUUGAUGUUGAAAACAAAAUUAAUGAGUGAAUGAAAUUUUUAAUGAAGUAUUGAUAGCUAGAAAAAAUCAAUAUUCAGUUUUUUCUCCUUUCCCAGGUGUUUCGAAAAAAGUUGAAUCGUAACAUUCUAGUUCAAAACUAAGAAGAAAAAGUCUUCUCUAAUACCGUAGAUUUGUUUCGUUUGUUCGUUUCGUUGGUUUUUUGCCAAUUGUCUCUCAGCCGCUCUCUGCACGUCGGUUUCGCACCUUGAUAAGUGCGAUAAGGAGAAGUGGUGCCCGAGUGACUGAUAGCAGGUUAUUGGGACGUCGGUGGAACUCCCUGCCGUCUCAAAGAAAUACAAAUUUUCCGUUCCAAAAUGAAAACGGGCAAGUCAACAUGUUUCCUUUUCGAUUUGUUCCCUAUCUUUCAUCUUCUCAGUUCUUCUUCUUCUCCUUUUUCCCAUCUUUUGCCAGUUUCACAGUUUUUUUUUCUUAUUCUUCUUCCCUGCUCUCUAUUGAAUUUUUCCAUGUUUCCUCUUACCAUGUGAAAAUUAAUCUCACGUCAGAGUCAUUUCUCAUUUCUUCUUCGAUUGAAAAAAAAAUAGAAAGUUUUCGAUUCUACCCAGGUUUAUGCAUAGAAAACACGUAGAACUGUUGGCUAGGUUAUGCCGGAUUCGAAAUGCCAAAAGAAAGACAAGUCCGAACAUCGUUGGAACACGGAUACGAGGGCAAGUCGAUCGAUUUCGCUUGGCCUCCACGCCCUCGUCUCUUGCAUCAACAAUAUUCUACUGGAGCGCCCUUGUUGCAAUUCACACACACACACACUCACGCUCGCACACGCACACAGAAACUCACGAAUUUGCACUCAGGGCCCUGCGCUCACACAAGCACACCAUUCACGGUUCUUACUGGCAAAGAAGAUCUCGGCGCCGCUUCUUGCUCAUUUUUCUCCAGAGAAGAUUGCAGUUUUAAAAGAACAGUUUCUUACUAAUUUUCUCAUUCAUUUCUUGACCCCAGGGAACGUUUUUUACACCCCCUGGUUGAACUUUUUAUGGAACUUCGCUGAAGUGUACUUUAGGAUCUUCUGAUCCAAGAACAAGGAAAAAAUUUCGCAAAACAGAUUUUAUUUUGGGAUAAGCUUGAAAUAACUUUUUUUGUCAUUUGCAUAUUUUGCAGAAUUUGAAGCUUCAUAACUCGAAAACAAGAUCUAUUCCGAUUUUUUUCUGUUCUGGAAUCAGAAGGCCAUAAAGUGCACUUCAGUAAAGUUACAUCAAAAGUUCUGCUGCGGGGUAAAAACGUUCCCUAUCAAGCAUCUUUUUUUACGAAAUAGUCCUGUGUUAAAGGAUAAAUAUCUUCCCUUUCCAAUACGGAAGCAAGCUUUCGUGAUCAUAUUCAUGUAAAACUACCUCGUUGUCUCAAAUUUUUCGUCUCGUCUCUAGUCUAGAACCUCGAAAUUUAUAUAUGUUUCAGAGAGAAAAACACGGGUGCGUCUACGCGUUGGACGAAACUCAGCGUAGAGCGCUCCUUGUGUUGAUACACGGAAAAGAGCGGUGAAAGUGGGAUCCGGAGGCCUGAUGGUGGAGUACUGAGUACAAUAACAAUAAUCGUUUCUUCGGUGGCGUUCUGAGCACGGGUACACGACGCAACAUGCCAACUUCUUGGGAAAAGAUCUUCGAGUAAGUUUUCGGAGAGUAACGCUAGUUGUACCUGUAAUCAGGUUUUUAUGAAAAGACAAUGAAUUAAUGAAAAAGGGAAGUAUUUUCGGUUGAUUUCGAUAGAAAGGUAGUUAUGAAAUUCCUUCCCCGAAGACAGAAGGAGCAAUGAUAAUGAAGCCUUCUAAAACCUUCUCCCUUUUGUUUCUUGGAAAAAAACCUGGCUGACAGAAAAAACUAUGGCUGACAAAAGGUAGAGGCUCAAAAAAGGCUGGAGAAAGGUAGCAAAAAGAGUCCCUUUAUCGAGCCUUCCAUUUUUUUUGGGGGGUUUCAAAGGCUCAAGAAAUGGUGGAAAAAGGGAGAGGCUACGAAAAUGGUCCAUAAGAGCCCAUGAAAUGACGCAAAAAGGCACCAAAAAGGAACAUUUAUGGAGCCUUUUUCCACCUUUCCGAUUUCGCCUUUGUAAAUCCCCGCUGAGAAAAGCUUUCAUUUACAAUAUAGGUUUUUUUCUCCAAUAGAAGCCUAGAAUUUCUUCUACUUGCAAAAUAUUGCCAAACUGUAGCUUUUUCCCGAUUGACCGAUUCUCGAUGAAGAGUUUUGACAGGCAGCCUUAUCGCCUUUUACCGUAUCAGUUCAUUUUUUCAUUUUUUUUUUCUGUCUGCAGCUACACCUCGCAGCAUAACACCUACGAUGAUCUUCUUCGACAGACGAUCAACCUUAUCUUCUAUGCGCCGGGCGCGUUGUCGCCUUGCGUCCGCCACUACAUUGCACUUAUGGUAAUUGUCGUGGUUUUUCGGCAAAGAUAACUUUUUUUGUGAAAAGAAAGUUCAGGAAAAGCAGGACCAAGGGUGGUCGUAAGACUGACUGAACAGUAGGAAAAGAAACUUGAAAAAAAAGGUUUAGUGGUGAAGUUUCUAGAAUAGUUUGGCAAGCUUGGUUCUGCUUUUCCUAAAUUUUCACUUCGCGGAUCUUUUUUUCAUAAGAACAGAAUAGAGAAUUUUUUCCUAAAGAUUAUUGCCGUUUUUAAACCGUUCAUCAGUUUUAAGCAAAACAAAUUUAAGGUUUCGAGGCACCUAGCCGAAAAAUACGGAAAUCGAUAUGACAUAAGUUUAAGAAAAUCGAUAUGGCAGAGUUUCAUUCGUAAGGGGGGAUGGAAAAAAAUCGAUAUGAUAACUUCUUGAAAGUUAACCAAUAGCUUGAAAAAAAUAAUAGAAAGUUCAAAUAGUGAAUUUUGUUUUUCAAGAGGGAGGCGGUCAAAAAGAUUAUUUUUUUCGUUUCGUAUUUAUUCAUUUGUUUUUUUCAAAUGGUUAUCAUUGACUAUAGAUUAACAAAAUUCAAGUUCUAAAUGUUGGAAAGAUGUUUAAAAACUCAAGAAGAUAAAUAAAUUGGGAAAAAAAAAUUCCAGUUGGGUGACGCCUAUGUAUAAAUAAGGUUUUUUUCACCAGAAAGGCAGCCAGGAUAUUAUACGUUAUCUAUAGUAAAACCACUGUAGGAAAGAUUUCGAAUCAUAAAUGAAAAAGCUUCAGUUGAAACAAAUAUUGCAGGCGGCGACUCGGCACCGUUGCUUCUUCUUGAUCGAUUUGCACAGGACCGAGUUCCUUCGCGAAGGCGGCGAUCCGGACUGGCUCCAGGGACUGACGCAUUCCGAGCCCAAGUUGAUGGCUCUCGACGAGCUGAACAUGAUCUUGGCCCAUCAGCCUUGGAUGUGCACCGCAAAUCUCAUCAACGUAAGUUUUGUCACUGGAGGACAUUGUAUGAGAUGUUAUAACGACGAAGAAUCAUGAGAAAAUGUCACCCAAGCAAGAAAAACUGUACAAGGGCUACACGGCGGUUUUUUUUUUGACGGCUCUCCGCCCAUAUUUUUUCCGUAAAGUGUAGUGUAUAGUGUGCAUGCACUGCGGCGCUCUCGCUCAUACCGCGUUCAAAGUAAUUUUCGCGAAAUUGAAAAUCAUCUCUGAAUUUCCGAAAUUCGGUUAUGUUUUUCUUACUCUGACGACAAUUUCGCGGAAUUUUUUUGAACACACAAUGCAAAAAACGAAACAGAAAAAUUGCGUAAACGAGAAAUCGAUUCGUUUUUUUUGUCCUUCAGUCAACUAUAAAAAGAAACUAGGCUAGAAUGAAUUUUUUUUUUUCCAUUUUCAAAGUUUCAAAAAAUAUCGAAUUUCUGAAGAAAAUAUAUUUUAAUGAGUAUGCUAGUUAUCGCCGUUCUGUGUAUGCACCAAAAGUGUCAUAUGUUACGUAAUUUGUGGGCGAGGCCUCGUCAAAAACGGCAUUCUUAAUGAGGUGAGGGAAGGUGAGCGAGGCGUCGAAGUAUUUGAAUUUACAAAAAAAGUAAGUGCGCGCUCCGAAUAAAAUGACGUCAUAAUUAACGUGAGUUUUAAACGUUAAUAACUUGUUAAUUCGAUCGCCUUCAACCGCGUACUUGAAAUUUUAAAAAUCGCGCCAAAUUUUCUUUUUUUUUGACGUCCUCCCACCCCGUUUGGGAACGCCGUGCAAAAGAACGCUGUAGAAACAAAAAUUCGAAAUUUUCUAGUUUUUCAAACUUUCACUCUUUUUGAACCCAAGAAACAGCUCGUGUUGAAUAACUGUUUGUUAUACGACCCCCUGAUAACGAUAGUACGGCGCACUGGUCACUCUUUUGCGAGAUAAGACACUUUAUGCAAGAGAGUACAGGACAAACCCAGACCAAUGGGCGCUUUUGUUCAAUCAAUUUUGGGGUUUAAAGUGAUAAUGCUUCUUUGAUGAAAAAAAAAGCGAACGUUUAGGGACUGGCACGCCUGGGAUCUCCAUCGCCAGCCACGCAGUGGACUCUCGCCGAGCUGACACAGGCCGUUGUGAUCAUGGCCCAAACUCACGUCCUAUGCUCUUUCGUAUAUGCCAUCGGCGACAUCGAGCCCACCAACUUGGCCCCGUCAGUUUUUGAUUCAACAGCGAGAGUCGCAUUUAAAAGUGGUUAAAAAUCGUUGCGAACCGACCAAAAGCCUAUUUUGUCCAGAUUUUUCUGUCCGCGGUUAACAACAGGGUUGCAUUGAAACUUUUCCGAAACGGUUCUAAACAAAACUACAACUUGAGAUUAACUUGGUAGAUGUUUCUCCUGUCGAAAAAUCUCGGCUAUUACCGGUUCGAAAUAACUAAGAAAUUGGAAACGCAAAUCGUUGUCGGGACAUUUCUAGUGACAACUUUAGUAGCGUCAGCAUGCUUAAGUGAUCCCUAGAAAUGCACGCCCGGUUUUCCUUACCAAGGUGUGAGAACUAUCAUUUAUUCGUAAGCUAGCGUCUGUAUACUUAUAGAUCCAGAUGAAUUAUGAUUUUUUUGAACGGAUGUUAACCUUCCCUAACUUUCCAGAGCGGAGAUGCAGUUUUUGAAAUGCGACGACGAAGAAUAUGUGGCCCGCAACAAGGAAAACUCGCAAGAAUCUAUCGGAGAGGUCCCGGAAAUCCCGCAUAUCGAGAAGUCACUCGAGAAGAUUCAGGUGGAAGAGCUGUUGCGUCGAAUGGAAAAUCUGGAAACGACGGUCACUGAGGGCGCCCAGCACGAAACGACCUUCAACAACGCCAUAUCCGACGGCUCAGGUUCCACCUGAGAUCCCUAGGGAGUGUUCAUCUCCUUCUCUGCAGAUUCCACUGGCGGCGACUCUCCAGAAUCUGACGAUCGGGAGGUCGACGUCUCGCUGCCGGUUUUCUCCACCAACCCUCAGUUCGGAUAUGUCGACUUCAACAAUCGACGUGACAAAUCUAUCAAGACGUUCAAAAUUCAUGUUUGUUCUAAUCUUUGCGAAAGUUUUAUGAACGAUUCUUUCAGGAAUUCUCCUGGGAUCACGGCUUCAAUCUGAUCAGCGAGAGGAAUCACGACCUUGGCUCUCUGCUCGACGCUAAAUUCGCGCUUAUCCAAAAGCUCACCUAUUCUUUGUGAGUUGUCAUUUUUUUGGGGCUUUGGGGUCUUACUCAAAUCUAUGUUAUCCCAUUCCGAAACUCAAAAAGAUGGUUUCAGCAUGGGAACCUACACCGACGUAAACACGCGUAAGUAUCGUAUGGCGGUCUGGAACUACAUUCAGGCCUUGUACGGGAUCCGCUACGACGACUACGAAUACUCCGAGGUUCGUUGACCCCUUGAAAAGGCGCACGGAUACCCCGGCACUAAGGUAAACGUGCUCCUCGACCGCCCCACCAAGACCUUCAUCAAGCACGUCGCCUGUUCGCCGCACAAACUCAAUGAAGACCUCCGGCACAACGUUAUGAACGGUUUCAAAAUAUCUGAGAAGGUCAGUGGGAGUCAUUGAGUGGAGUAUAUGGGUCACAUUCCUUCGUUUUCAAAAUAAGGGCUUCAAAAUCUCUUUCUAAUUUUUCUACGAGUUGAUCUUUCAAUAAUACCGUUACCUUUAGUUUUGAUGGGCAACUUUUAGAGUUGGUUUUGGUCAACACUUAGGAACUCCAGAGUGGUCCCUAUAGUAGAAACUUUGAUGGCCCUUGGAGGAACCUCUCUAGAGGCCACUAAAACUUGUAAGAGUGAUCCCUGUAGCGGUUUUAGUUAGUGGCCCCUAUAGGGAAAAUUAUAGUCAAUAAAUUUUGUGAACUAUGAGCGAAGAAGCAUUUCCAUCGGAAAAACGGAAUGAAUAAGCGUUUUUGUAGGAAGUAAAAAGACCCCUAUAGAGAGCACUUGAGCUUAAGGGGCUAGACCCAAAAAUCCUAUAGGGACUACUUUUUUGACCCCGACAGGGGUUAUUUUCCCCCGUCACCCCUAUAGGGACCACUCUGGAAUUUCUCAGUAUCCUUUGAAAGACAAUAAUUCCAAAACGGGUUUUAUUAAUAAAAGUUUUUUUCUCACCUUGAUCCUAAGAUUCUGCGGUUUGAUUUUUUCAUGAAAAAACAGUUUCGAAGAGAAUCUGUAUAUAUGAAUUCAGGUUCACGUGAUACUUAUGGUGAUAGAAGCACGUCUUCAAGCAACGAUGCUCCACUUUACACGCGCCCUCACGAACUUUUACACUCUGACCAUUCCCAAAGGAGUGCACCUUCGGCCUCUCGACUGA
Molecule: messenger RNA, 14564 nt
Organism: Caenorhabditis auriculariae
Lineage: Eukaryota; Metazoa; Nematoda; Chromadorea; Rhabditida; Rhabditidae
Source: the annotation of a GenBank genome assembly